This is a messenger RNA of Endocarpon pusillum Z07020, 798 nucleotides long. RefSeq names its product Proteasome component C5. Lineage: Eukaryota; Fungi; Ascomycota; Eurotiomycetes; Verrucariales; Verrucariaceae. The transcript is spliced from 2 exons. Bases 1 to 798 code for a protein of 265 amino acids. The record is from RefSeq and is a predicted model, not a curated record. Gene Ontology annotation, cellular component: proteasome core complex.
AUGGCUUCUCUCAUGAGCGAUACAGCGGCUCACUCAGAUGCACUUGGCUACUCAUUCUCAAAGUCAAUUCCAAACCCUACCUCUCACUCAUCCGGUCCAAGACAGCAUGCCUUCUAUCCCUACACCGACAACGGCGGAUCUACCCUUGGCAUAACAGGCUCAACCUUCGCCAUCCUCGCCGGCGACACUCGCUCCACCUCCGGCUACAACAUCAAUACCCGACACGCACCAAAAGUCUUUCGCAUAGGAGCCGAUGACCCAUCCUCGCGCAUCGUCCUGUCCGUAGUAGGCUUCGCCGCCGACGGCAACGCCCUGAAAGAACGCCUCGACACAAUCGUGAAGAUGUACCGAUACCAGCACGGCAAGGCGAUGUCUGUGAAAGCGUGCGCGCAGAGGCUGAGCACGAUUCUCUAUUCGAAGCGUUUCUUCCCGUACUACGUGCAUGCGAUUUUGGGGGGCAUGGACGAGGAUGGCAAAGGGGCGCUGUACUCGUACGAUCCUGUGGGGAGCUAUGAGCGGGAGCAGUGCAGGGCGGCGGGCGCGGCGGCGAGCCUUAUCAUGCCGUUCUUGGACAAUCAGGUCAAUUACAAGAAUCAGCAUGUACCGGGAAGCGGGGAGGGCCAUGCGCUGCAGCAACGUCAAUUGACGGAUUUGAGUCAGGAUACGGUGCAAGGGCUGGUUAGGGAUGCUUUUACGAGCGCGGUGGAGAGACACAUUGAGGUUGGUGAUGGGCUGCAGAUGAUGAUCAUUACCAAGGAGGGUGUUCAGGAGAUAUUUGAGCCGUUAAAGAGGGAUUGA